AUUUUAAGUUGGCAACAUUGAAACUUCGGUCUUUACGAAUUCGUAAAUUGUUUGUGUUUAUGAAAAUUUUUAUUUAAAUUUCCCUGUUUCUCCAAACAUAAUUCAAUUAACCGAUUCAAAUUAACUGUGAAGUAAGUCAUGUCCUUUUUUGCUGGUAAUACAUCGAUGGGAGCGACAAGUACGCCUGCUAAACCUAGUGGAUUCUUUUCAUCUUUUGGUACAUCCGGUGCAGGUACAUCGUCAGCAUUUGGUGCUCCAGCUGCUUCAUCGGGCGCGGGCUUUGGACCACAAACAUCGAUGGGUUUUGGAAUUGCGGCGGCGCCAACGACUACUUUAGGCGGCUUUGGAAAUUUUGGCUCAGCUACCACAACAGUUCCCACUUUAGGUGGAUUUGGAACUUUUGGUACUAGUACGUCUAAUGCUUCAGCUUUUGGUGGAUUUGGUAGUGCGGCGGUUACAGCAGCGCCUACAUUUGCAGGUUUCGGUACAACAGCAGCAACCAGUACCCCGAGUUUCGGUUUAUUUGGCGGAACCGCACCAACGACAACAGCCCAAAAUUUUGGAGGCUUUGGAACGCAAAGUUCUGGUUUUGGACCAUUCGGAACAGGUUUUAAUAAAACUCCAAACUAUACAGUAACGCCAGGUUUUGGAGGAUUUAGUGGCAACACUGGUUUCAUGAUGGGGCAACCGCAGCAGCAACCUGCACAGAUAUCGCCUGACGAAGCUUUCGCUCAGUCUAUCUUCAAUGUUUCGAUUUACGGUGACGAACGCGAUACCAUUAUAGCCAAAUGGAAUUAUUUGCAAGCUAUGUGGGGUAUAGGCAAAUCGUUUUAUUCUCAAACUGCUCCACCAGUUGAAAUUACUCCUCAAAACUAUCUGUGCCGCUUCAAAGCCAUGGGAUUUAUACGAUUGCCCGGCAAGGAUAAUAAAAUUGGAUUAGUCGCCUUGAAUUUUAGUAAACCUCUAUCUGAAGUCAAAAGCCAACAGCCACAAAUUGUAACGGCUUUAAACUCUAUAUUUGGUAAUAAACCCAAUCUAAUUGUUAACAUUGAUUCAAGCAAGGAAUACGAAGAAAAAAGAUGCCAACUAAUUAUAUAUUUAGAAGAGAAAAUAGCAAUAGCCCCUAAUGAAACAAAGCGAAUUUUAGCUACAGAUUUAGCUAAUUAUCUAAAUCAAGAUAACAUUCGGCCUCAGUUGAAUAAUUUAGGUAUUAUUCAGGUAUUAGCUCUGGUCUUGCCGGAUGAAGAUCAGCUUAAAGAAUACUUAGAAAAUGCACCAAAAGGCAUUGAUCCACGUAUGUGGCGUCAGGCUAAAUUAGAUAAUCCAGAUCCUUCGAAAUUUAUUCCGGUACCUAUGAUUGGUUUCAAUGAACUUAAACGGCGUAUUAAAUGUCAAGAAAAUGAAACUGAAACUCAUGCUUUAUACUUGCGUAAAGUGGAGAAGGACAUGGCUGAAUUAAGGCAACGCCAUGCGACGGCUAAAGCCAAAAUCCUGGAACAUAAACGCAAAUUGGCUGAACUUGGUCAUACAAUUUUAAAGAUAAUCGUUAAACAAGAAUGCACACGUAAAGUGGGUUUAGCUCUUACACCCGAAGAAGAAAGGUUACGCACAAAAUUGGAAAACAUGCAAGCUCUAGUCUCAGCUCCUACUCAAUUCAAAGGUCGUAUAAGUGAAUUGCUAUCACAAAUGCGUAUGCAACGAAAUCAAUACAUGCUGACCGGUGGCAGCGAAUAUACUAUUGACAAAGAUAGUGAAGAAGAAAUGAAAAGUUUCCUAGGCAUGCAACAAAAAGCAAUGGAGGUUCUUACAGAUACAGUAAACAAGGAUUUAAAAGCAUUACAAAUUAUUAUCGAUGGGAUGCCGGAAUUAGUACGAGGUUAAAAUUCUUAAAAUUGU
Messenger RNA from Glossina fuscipes, 1896 nucleotides. RefSeq names its product probable nucleoporin Nup54 (gene Nup54). Gene Ontology annotation, biological process: nuclear pore organization; protein localization to nuclear inner membrane; NLS-bearing protein import into nucleus. The transcript is spliced from 5 exons. Lineage: Eukaryota; Metazoa; Arthropoda; Insecta; Diptera; Glossinidae. Gene Ontology annotation, molecular function: structural constituent of nuclear pore. The coding region runs from base 139 to 1881 and encodes 580 amino acids. The record is from RefSeq and is a predicted model, not a curated record. Gene Ontology annotation, cellular component: nuclear pore; nuclear pore central transport channel.